Molecule: messenger RNA, 2086 nt
Organism: Phacochoerus africanus (Common warthog)
Lineage: Eukaryota; Metazoa; Chordata; Mammalia; Artiodactyla; Suidae
Gene: UTP18
Product: UTP18 small subunit processome component
Exons: 14
Coding region: 56-1774 (572 amino acids)
Biological process (GO): rRNA processing
Cellular component (GO): small-subunit processome; Pwp2p-containing subcomplex of 90S preribosome
Molecular function (GO): protein binding
Source: RefSeq, a predicted model, not a curated record
CUCUUUCCGGCCUCCGGCAGCCCCAGCCGCAGCGGAAAGCGAGGGGCCUCAGCGCAUGCGCAGUGAGGUUCCACGUGAGCGCCCGCGUUCCUUCUCAAACCCAAGGAUGCCGCCGGAACCGAGGAGCCGAGCGAGACCGGACAGGAGAGCCGGAGUGAGACCGGGCCGGAAGACCCAAGUGAAGCCGGGCCGGAGAGCUGGACUGGGGCGGGCUGGGCCGCCCCGAAAGGCUGCUGCUUCAUCCCAGCGGCAACCGCCGGCCCCGCCGGGAGCAGCGGCCGCUGCGAUAGCAAUCGCGGCGGAGGAGGAGAGACGGCUCCGGCAGCGGAAUCGCUUGAGGCUGGAGGAGGACAAGCCGGCCGUGGAGCAGUGCUUGGAGGAGCUGGUCUUCGGCGAUGUGUUGGACGACGAGGACGCGCUGCUGCGGCGUCUGCGGGGCCCGCGGGUUCAAGUACAGGAAGACUCAGGCGACUCGGAAGUGGAGAAUGAAGCAAAAGAUAAUUUUCCACCUCAAAAGAAGCCAGUUUGGCUGGAUGAAGAAGAUGAAGAUGAGGAGAUGGUCGACAUGAUGAACAACCGUUUUCGGAAAGAUAUGAUGAAAAAUGCCAGCGAAAGUAAACUUUCCAAAGAUGAGCUUCAAAAGAGACUUAAAGAAGAAUUCCAGCAUGCCAUGGGGGGUGUGCCUGCCUGGGCAGAGACCAGUAGGCGGAAAACAUCUUCAGAUGAUGAAAGUGAAGAGGAUGAAGAUGAUUUGUUGCAAAGGACUGGGAAUUUCAUAGCCACAUCAACCUCUCUUCCUAAAGGAAUCUUGAAGAUGAAGAACUGCCAACAUGCUAAUGCUGAACGUCCUACUACUGCUGAGAUCUCAUCUGUGCAGUUCCAUCCUCGUGCACAGGUUGUGAUGGUCGCGGGACUAGAUAACGCCAUAUCGCUGUUUCAGGUUGAUGGAAAAACAAAUCCUAAAAUUCAGAGCAUCUAUUUGGAAAAGUUUCCAAUCUUUAAGGCUCGUUUUAGUGCUAAUGGAGAAGAAGUUUUAGCCACGAGUACUCACAGCAGGGUGCUUUAUGUCUAUGAUAUGCUGGCUGGAAAGCUAAUUCCUGUGCAUCAAGUAAGAGGCUUGAAGGAGAAGAUAGUGAGGCGCUUCGAAGUCUCCCCGGAUGGGUCCUUCCUGCUUAUAAAUGGUGUUGCUGGAUAUUUUCAUUUGCUGUCAAUGAAGACUAAGGAACUGAUAGGCAGUAUGAAAAUUAAUGGAAGGAUUGCAGCAUCCACGUUCACUUCAGAUAGUAAGAAAGUAUAUGCCUCUUCAGCGGAUGGGGAAGUUUAUGUUUGGGAUGUGAACUCUAGGAAGUGUCUUAACAGAUUUGUUGAUGAAGGCAGUUUAUAUGGCUUAAGCAUUGCCACAUCUAGAAAUGGACAGUAUGUGGCUUGUGGUUCUAAUUGUGGAGUGGUAAACAUAUACAAUCAAGAGUCUUGUCUCCAAGAAACAAACCCAAAGCCGAUUAAAGCUAUAAUGAACUUAGUAACAGGUGUUACUUCUCUGACUUUCAAUCCUACUACAGAAAUCUUGGCCAUUGCUUCAGAAAAAAUGAAAGAAGCAGUCAGAUUGGUCCACCUUCCUUCCUGUACAGUGUUUUCAAACUUCCCAGUUGCUAAAAAGAAGAAUAUUUCUCUUGUUCAUACCAUGGAUUUUUCUCCCAGAAGUGGGUACUUUGCCUUGGGGAAUGAAAAAGGCAAGGCCCUGAUGUAUAGGUUGCAUCAUUACUCAGACUUUUAAAGAGAUUAUUUGAAAUCCAUUUGAGCCCAAAGGAAGCCUGUCCUGAUGAAUUUUCUCAGAAACUUUCCUGAAUGUAUGAUAAUAUAUGGACAAUGAUGUAUUGUGCCAACUGUGCUUAUUUAGGUUAAUAGGAUUUUUAAAAAAAAUUUUUUGACCACGUCAGCAGCAUGCAGAAAUUCCCAAGCCAAGGAUCAAACCCGUGUCACAGCUCUAACUAGAGCCACAGCAGUGACAGCAUUGGAUCCUUAACCCACUGAGCAGUGAGGGAACUCCAACAAAUGUUUUAAUAAACCCAUAACUUCUGUUUGAAAA